AUGUGGAGUAUCUUAUCAAGCCAAUAUGAAACUGAUGUAGGUGAAAAGAUCGAAGAAUCGAAGAAAUUGAAAAUAGAGAAGUGGAAGAGGAAGAGCAUGAACUGGGCUACUGGACAUGAUUUUUCCAGGCAGUUCCAGAGGCUUUCAGCUGCAGAGCUGUCUGAUUUUGGCUGUUUUAUUGUGCUUGCUGCUGGAGUCACUCUUUUACAACUAACAGAUAUCAGCCUGAUAUAUCACAUGAUUCGUGGUCAAGGCACAAUCAAACUAUAUGUGGUGUACAAUGUGCUGGAGGCAAUUACCUUGUCAACCUGUAUAGUUGCUCACAAUAAUGCGUUGCUGGCUUUGCUAGUAUCAAACAAUUUUGCUGAGAUAAAAAGCAACGUGUUUAAACGUUUUAGUAAGGAGAACAUUCACAGUAUGGUAUAUUAUGAUUCAGUGGAGAGGUUCCAUAUUUCAGCAUUUAUCUUAUUCGUUUUAGCUCAAAACAUUCUGGAGGCUGAGGGCCCUUGGUUUGAAAGCUUCCUCUUUAAUGCUCUUCUUGUUUAUGUAUGUGAGAUGAUGAUUGACAUAAUCAAACAUUCAUUUAUUGCUAAAUUCAACGACAUAAAGCCUAUUGCAUUUUCUGAAUUCCUUGAAGACCUCUGCAAACAGGGUGGGAUUUUGUCGUCAUUAAUCAGAGGCCAAUGGACAUCCGACUUUACAAGGAAUCAUUCUCCUCUUGCCAAGACCCUGAAUAUUCAAACAGAGAAUGGGAAGAAAAACCUCACUUUUAUUCCUUUGGCUCCAGCUUGUGUGGUAGUUCGGGUACUGCGUCCAGUUUUUGCUGCCCAUCUCCCCUACGGUUCCCUUCCCUGGAGGUUCUUCGGGAUUUUCUUCCUGUCUGCCACGACCUUUGUGAUGCUUGCAAGCCUGAAAGUGAUGGUUGGCAUGGGCCUUAAAAAACACGCUACUUGGUAUGUCCAUAGGUGCCGGAAGAGAAAACUUCACUCUGACUAACAAAUUAUUUGCGGAAGGUAUGCCGAGAGGGAGGCUAAAUAUUCACAUCGCUGCAACUGGCUAUAAGAUUGGCUGUUAAGUAGCAGAACUUGGUUUCAUGUCUACCACUACCAGCAGGCGAUCAACUGUUGGUGUAUCUGUUCCAUAAGUCGGAGCUUCCUCCCAAUUUUGUAAUGGAAAGAGGCCACCUAAAGUUUCCGAAAUAUCCAGUGAGAACUUACAAGGCUCCAUGUUGUUAAAUACAAACUUUUCUCUCUCUUGUCCGAUGUUUUCAGGAAUGCGCAAAUGUUAACGAGUCAUACAUAUACAAGCCAUAAUCGCUAGUCAUAAGCACUGAUUAGUUUUGGCCAUAAUAGCUGGUGAUAAGAUCCUAAGUUUGUACUUAGACCUUGUUGUAAAUAUAUUCAUUAAUAAAUUAGACACAGGUUCGCUAAAGUUUGUAAACAUAUAUUAUUUAGAUUUUUUAAGUUUAAAAUGUUGUACUUAG
Ilex paraguariensis (yerba mate) is the source of this 1483-nucleotide messenger RNA. The record is from the annotation of a GenBank genome assembly. NCBI's taxonomy places the organism in Eukaryota, Viridiplantae, Streptophyta, Magnoliopsida, Aquifoliales, Aquifoliaceae.